This is a messenger RNA of Cheilinus undulatus (humphead wrasse), 3737 nucleotides long. Its product is annotated as eukaryotic translation initiation factor 4 gamma 2-like. NCBI's taxonomy places the organism in Eukaryota, Metazoa, Chordata, Actinopteri, Labriformes, Labridae. The coding region runs from base 599 to 2683 and encodes 694 amino acids. Gene Ontology annotation, molecular function: protein binding; translation initiation factor activity; mRNA binding. The transcript is spliced from 19 exons. Gene Ontology annotation, cellular component: eukaryotic translation initiation factor 4F complex. The record is from RefSeq and is a predicted model, not a curated record.
UUUUUCCUGCCCUGCUCCUGGAUUAUUAUUCUUUUCAGAUAUUAUUAGUCAAGCCGCCAAAGUGGAGAGUGUCGUUGCACCAGGGGGUCCUUCUCGUUUCAGCGAGUUCCUGGGGAAAACCCCAGGUUCUGGCGUUCAGAGAUGGGUACCUUCUCGAAGCACUAGACGAGAUGCGAGCUCCUCCAAUGAGAAAGGGCAAAAUGAUGCAGUCUUCAGAAAAGUGAGAGGCAUACUCAAUAAGCUGACACCUGAGAAGUUUGACAAACUAUGCCUGGAGCUUCUCAAUGUGGGCUUGGAUUCAAAACGUGUCCUGACAGGAAUCAUCCUGUUGAUUGUUGACAAAGCCCUCGAAGAGCCCAAGUACAGCCAGCUGUAUGCUCAGUUAUGUCAACGCUUGGCAGAGGAUGCACCAAACUUUGAAGGCUCAUCAACAGAAAAGCAAGCAGCACAAAAGCAGAAUAAUACCUUCAGAAGGCUUUUGAUUUCUAAGCUUCAAGAUGAGUUUGAGAACCGCUCCAAGAGUGUUGAACUCUUUGAGAAGCAUGAAAGCCCACUCACCCCAGACGAGGAGGAGCAGCGUGCUAUUGCAAAGAUCAAGAUGCUGGGUAACAUCAAAUUCAUUGGAGAACUUGGGAAACUUAACCUCAUCCACGAAUCUAUCCUUCAUAAGUGCAUCAAAACACUGCUGGAUAAAAAGAAAAGAAUCCUACUCAAGGAUAUGGGUGAAGAUCUGGAAUGCCUCUGUCAGAUAAUGAGAACAGUCGGACCUAAACUUGAUCAUGACAAGGCUAAAUCUUUGAUGGAUCAGUAUUUUUCACGAAUGCAUUCCCUGGCAAACAAUAAGGAACUGCCAGCUAGGAUUCGCUUUCUGCUGCAGAACAUAGUUGAGCUGAGAGAAAACAACUGGGCACCUCGCAAAGCUCAGGUGGACAAUGGACCAAAGACUAUCAGUCAAGUCCGUCAGGAAGCAAUUAAGGAUUUAGGGGUUUUCAUUCCACCUCCAAAUGAUGGGAUGAGAAAUGAGUUCUUCAUGGAGAAUUCUUCUUUCCUGCCCACAAGGAUCAAGUUUGACAGAGAAACUCUUGGUGGACUGGCUGAUAUGUUUGGACAAAUGCCUGGCUCAGGCAUAGGUACAGGUCCAGGGGUUAUCCAAGACCACUACUCCCCUACCAUGGGACGUCAUCGCACCAACCCACACUACAAUGGUCACAUUGUGAAUGGUAAUGGUGCACACCAGCCUCAGUUUGAAUCAGGCAGCAAGCCAUUCAUCAAGCAAAACCAGGGGCAGCAUUCACCUGUUUUCAGUCAUAAGCAGAAUCACUCAGUGCAGAUGCAGUCUAAAGAUAUGGCUCCACGAUUCAGCAAGAAAGGGAAGGUCAACGCUGAUGAGAUCAGUCUGAGACCAGCACAGUCCUUCAUUUUAAAUAAGAAACAAGUGCCGAAGCUGCAGCCGCAAAUGACUAUGAUUCCUCCAAGUGCCCAAGGCCCCUUACUGGGACAGGCUCCACAGCUUGGCUUGAAAAUCAACCCUCCUCCUAUUCAGGAAAAACCUGCCAAGUCAAACAAAAAAGCUCCUCCCACAAAGGAAGAGUUGCGCAAAAUGACAGAAACAGUGAUUGCAGAUUACCUGAACAACAAGAACAUUAAAGAGGCAGUGAAUGCUGUGAAAGAGAUGAAGGCUCCUAAACACUUCUUAUCUGAGAUGCUGAACAAGAUCGUGGUCUUUUCCCUCGAUCGAUCAGAUGAGGAUAAGGAGCAUACAAGCACCCUGGUCCACACUCUCUGCACAGAAGGCCUUGUCUCCAGUGAAAACCUGAUGCAGGCUUUUUUGAGUGUCCUGGACCAGUGUCCUAAGAUUGAGGAAGAAGUCCCACUGGUGAAGUCUUACCUGGCCCAGUUUGCAGCACGGGCAAUCAUUGCAGACUUGGUCAGCAUCGCAGACCUGGCCCACCAGCUGGAGAACGGAGCACAUUUCCCCCUGUUUUUGCUCUGCCUGCAGCAGAUGGUCAAACUGAAUGAUCGUGAGUGGCUGACUGACCUGUUCCAGCAGAGCAAGGUUAACAUGCAGAAGAUGCUACCUGAAAUCGACCAGAACAAGGACAGAAUGCUGGAGAUCCUGGAGGGCAAAGGUCUCAGCUUUUUGUUCCCUCUCAUGAAACUGGAGAAGGAGCUGCUGAAGCAAAUUAAAGUGGACCCCUCUCCACAGUCCAUAUACAAGUGGAUCAAAGACAACAUCUCUCCUAAACUGCAUGUUGACAAAGGCUUUGUCAACAUCCUUAUGACCAGCUUUUUGCAGUAUAUUGCUUAUGAGAUCAACCCUGAUGAUGAUGAAGAGCAGCUUGCAGCACCCAGCAAGGAGCAGCUGGAUGAGGAGAAGCAGUUGCUUCAGUCUUUCAAACCAGUGAUGCUGAAGUUUCUACACGAUCACAUAGAUCUGCAAGUCAGCGCGCUGUAUGCUCUGCAGGUCCACUGCAAUGCCAAGGGCUUUCCUAAAGGCAUGUUACUGCGCUACUUUGUCAACUUUUACGACAUGGAAAUAAUUGAAGAGGAAGCCUUUAUUUCAUGGAAGGAAGAUGUCACCCAAGAGUAUCCAGGGAAGGGAAAAGCAUUAUUUCAGGUGAACCAGUGGCUGACUUGGCUGGAGACUGCAGAAGAAGAAGAGUCAGAUGGUGAAGAUUACUGAGGGAAAGGCCAAAGCCAUUUAUCAGGAUGCAAUGUUUUUUUUUUUUUGUCUUGUUUUUUGUAAUUUUCUUUUUCUCCUUUUGCCCUCCCUUGUCUUAAAGAAACUCCCUUCUUCCCUUGUUAAACUUUUCAACCACUGUUACAGUUCAUUCCACUUUGAACGGUUCUGCCAGCAUCACUAUCCCACCGUAUUCAUGCUUUACUUUCUAAUUUUCAGUCCUUAUUGAUAAUUCUGCAGCAGGUGUUUUAUGCAUUUCAAUCAUCUUCGGUCAUGUAUUUUUUUUUUUAACAGUAGGACAGGAAAACUGUACCAGCACCUAAACCUGACACGUCGUUUCACUUUGUACAUCUGGUAAGAGUCACCAAGUGCUGCCAUUAACCUAAAAACUGUUUACAAAAGACAAAAGGCUCAAAUGUAUUGCAAAGAGCCUUGUCUCAUUUUUUAAUCUGCAUUUGUUUAUCAGUUUUUAAAUGCACUUUGCUCUACAUCAUGAGUCGUUGCAAUAGUAAGACACACUUUCUUUGAUUUGUUGGAACAAUCCUAAGUUGCGGUUUUUCUUGCACUUAAAAGCAGACUUUAUUGUUUGAUCAUUCAUAAUCUGGAUUUGAAGGUGUCGAACAAUAGUGGCCUGGUUUUAUUUGCAGUGUGAUUUCAGUUACCUGCAUUUUGUUUAAUGAAUCAAGAGCUUUUUUUAAUGUAGAAAACUUUUGUGCUGUUAAGAGUGAAUCUGUGUGGCCUUUUUUUUAAUUUAUCGAUUCAUAUGGAUAUACCUCUAAUGUAUCUCGGACUAUACUUGAAUGUCUCGAUUAUAAACUUUGAGACAGCCAAAGCUUGGUUUCCCGUGCUACAGUUAAUCACCACUACAUGUGGAGAUUUUAUGUCUGUUUGCCAUAUUUGUCAAGUUUUUAAAUGGUCUUUUAUUAUCUUCAUGAAAUUAUACACAGUGCCCUGUAUGUGUACACCUAAAACUUUACUAGGAGUGUCACUGUUAUGUAUAAGUGCAGAAGUCGUGUGUACAACUACAGAGCAAGCUUUAAUAAAGUUUAACGGUUUA